Messenger RNA from Cooperia oncophora, 252 nucleotides. The record is from the annotation of a GenBank genome assembly. NCBI's taxonomy places the organism in Eukaryota, Metazoa, Nematoda, Chromadorea, Rhabditida, Trichostrongylidae.
AUGCGCGACUCUGGUCACAACCCGCACUUUCCUGCUGAUCUUGUGACCGGUGACAGAGCUGUCGAUCUUGAUCGUCUCAUUACCGAAUCGUCACUGUUCAUGGCCGUAGCUAACAUAUACUGGACGUGCUGGGCCUUGUUCAACGCUGAGGAUUCGGUUAUCCCAUUCGACUAUGCUUCAUACGGACGCGACCGGCUAGCUCAAUAUUUCCAUCAGAAGAAAGCCCUCCAACAAUACUUGGACACUCAUUAA